Molecule: messenger RNA, 1641 nt
Organism: Caenorhabditis angaria
Lineage: Eukaryota; Metazoa; Nematoda; Chromadorea; Rhabditida; Rhabditidae
Source: the annotation of a GenBank genome assembly
AUGAGUGUUUUCGAAUUUUCGGGACCAAUUGAAAGGAUUUUUAUAAGGUUUGUUUUUUUUUUCAAGUUGAUUUCUCGGUAUAACUGUGUUUUUUUUCAGAGCACAGCUGUAUCAAAUUGGUCUGCCACCUCUCGAUUUUGAAAACUUCGAUAAAAGUUCCGGAAAGGGUUUUCAAAAUUCUGAAAAAUCGCGAAUCGAUGAUAUUUCUUUUGGCUGGCAACAACGUGUUCCACAAAAGUUGGUACUUUAUAUUUCUUUUUUUUUAAAUAAUCAAAAGUAAUAUUUUUAAUUUACAGAAAAAAAUUGUUUACACUUUUGGAAUCUGACGAACUUCCAAGCCAUCUCAAUCAAUUCAAAAAUGAUGGAAAUGAAGAUAAUUCUGGAAAAAUUGCCGAAUCAUCAAAAGAAAUGGCCACCAAUAAUGACUAUAUAGUUUUCAGAAAAUCCAAAAUCAUUUCAGAACAACCGAAAAAUUUAGUUAUGUAUAUUUUGGCAAACUUGGGAUCUCAAGAUUUGAAGUGAGUGAAUAAAUUUUUAUUAGGUUUUUUUUUUGAAAAAUUCUUUUUCAGUGAUCCGAUAAGCAUACAUUUGGUGGCAACUUUGAAAAUAUGCUCAAAUAGUCGAUUUUCAAUAACACCUCGGUUGGAUUUGGAUCAUUCAAUAAAAUUAGAAACUCGAUUCGGAGAUUUUUCAGUGAAGUUUAAAAUUGGAGACCAAGAUACAAAUGAAGAUCUUAUUCUUGAUAAUAUUAAAAGUCGAAAUUCUAUUGUGAGUUGUUUUAUUUGGGUUAUUGUCUUCAAUUUUUUAAAUUAAUUUUCAGACAAGUCUUGUUGAAAAUGAGUCAUUCAAUAUAACAAAAGAUGGUUUUAUCGAAACAUGUAUGAUGUUAUCGUUCGAUUCGGCUUCAGAAUUAUUGAUUGAUCAAGGAUUGACUAUAGAAUAUAAAUUGAAAAUACCCAAAGGAAUUGAAUUGAAAUCUGAAAAUAUAUCUGGAAAAACACAUCGUUAUUCAGCCGAUUCACAAGGAAAUCUUAAUCUUUCGCAAAGUUUCGAGUUUUGUUUUGAGCAGGAAUCAAAACUUGAGAAAAAUUGUCAACCAUUGCUCAUGAUAAGAGUUUAUUCGAUUGAUUAUUGGGGAAGACAAUUUAUUGCUGGAUAUGGAUGUGUGUAUAUUUCAAUAGAUCCUGGAAGGUAUGAAAAUCAUAUAGAUUCAUUGACCUAAUUAAAACCUUUGAAUUAAUUUAGGAAUAAUUCAACAAUUCAUUUAUGGCGCCCUAUUUCAAAUAAUUCAUUAUAUGAAAGUUUUGUUGGCCAGCCAAUUGAUAUCGAUUAUUUUGGAUUGAAUGAGGUAAAUUCGAAACUUUUCAAGACCUCCACAACCGAAAUAUUUUCCAGAAUAAUCCACUUCUUCGCCUCGCUGCCGAUGGCCAAUCUUCUGGUAAAAUUAACAUAUCAUGGAGUUGUGUUUGUCAAUCUCGAAAAUAUAUGGCUCGAGAUAUUUUGUAUCAACUCAAGUAUGGCUCGAAAAUGGCAGAUAUGGGACUUCGCUCAGAUUUCUAUCAACGAAUUAUGAAAGUCUUGAUGGAUUUCGAAGAAGCGCGAGCAAAACUGAUUUUGGCGAGAGCAAUUCGGAAGAAUUAG